Anopheles merus is the source of this 2162-nucleotide messenger RNA. RefSeq names its product poly(A) RNA polymerase, mitochondrial-like. The record is from RefSeq and is a predicted model, not a curated record. Gene Ontology annotation, biological process: mitochondrial mRNA polyadenylation. NCBI's taxonomy places the organism in Eukaryota, Metazoa, Arthropoda, Insecta, Diptera, Culicidae. The transcript has 2 exons. Bases 159 to 2060 code for a protein of 633 amino acids. Gene Ontology annotation, molecular function: poly(A) RNA polymerase activity.
ACAGGCAGCUCUGACAGUAGACGUUGAAAACAUACACACACAUCAUGUAACAGAAAAGUUGUGUUGUUUCGCAAAAUUUAGUGUGUAAAUAAGGGUUUUAGCUCGCCGGUUGGCCGAUUCUUAGCCAGAGUGCCGAUCAACCGCCCGGUACUGCCAGCAUGCUUCACAUAUACCGCACUACAGCUCGUUCUAAACGAGCGCUCAUCGGGUAUGGUCACAUCCGGCAGAUACUAGUGCCACCGACCGGGAGACAACAACGAUCACCCUUAUGCUGGCCGAUACGGCAUUGCAGUGCCAAUGUGCGAACGUUCGACACAAUGCUUUCCACCCGCCGUGCGGAAGCGAGAAAGAGCAUACUGGUGCAGGUGAGCUCGGAACGAUCAUACAACGAGCUGUACCACUAUUGCUCACAGUUUGGCACAAUCCAAAGCUCGCACCACUACCGCGUGGAUGGCGACGGGGAUGGCGAUUGCCAUUACAUACUGCUCGAGUUCGGCUCGUCCGCCGAGGCGGAUGCGGCCAUGCAGUCCGGUGUGUUCAGUACCGAGCGACCAGGUGUCCGGGCCCGGUCAAUCUUUCUCUGGUUCCGCACCGGCCCCAAACCGAAGCUGAUUGCGCAGGAGGAACCGAACCGGUCGCUUGCCCUGAUCGACGGCACCCGGCCGAUACAGGAGGCGGAACUGAAUGGGCUCCUGACGGCGGCGGAAAGCAUCGACGACCAGGUGACCAUUCUGCACCGCGUUACGAAGCUUAACGAUCUCGGCAAACGGUUGCGUUUCCUAGCCGUGCGACAGUUGGAAUCUUCCCUGCAGGGAAUGUUCCCCCAGGCAGUGGCGCAUCCGUUCGGGUCCUCCGUCAACGGGUACGGCCGGAUGGGCUGCGACCUGGACGUGAUAAUGGAUCUGGACUCCCGGUCCGGGGAACCGCCGGAUCGAAACUCACGGCUCGUGUAUCACACCAAAGCAACCAACCCGAACGAGCGGACGCAGGUACAGCGGCAGCUGGAAUCGAUCGGUGACGUGCUGCAACUGUUUCUACCGGGCGUGAACAGUGUGCGCCGGAUACUGAAGGCGCGGGUGCCGAUCGUCAAGUACCACCACGAGCAUUUGGACCUGGAGAUUGACCUCACCAUGAACAAUACGGCGGGCGUGUACAUGUCCGAGCUGCUGUACCUGUUCGGCCAGCUGGACGCCCGGGUCCGUCCGCUCACGUUCUGCGUGCGCCGCUGGGCACAGUCGGUCGGGCUGACGAAUCAAACGCCCGGCUACUGGAUUACAAACUUUUCGCUCACCAUGCUGGUCAUGUACUUCCUGCAGCAGCUGGCCCGCCCCGUGCUACCGUCGAUCAACCGACUGAUUCAGCUCAGUGCCAGCUUCACAUCGCCAAGCAGCACGCCGGUCACGCGGUUCGGCGAGGGGGAAAGCGAAUGGGCCUACACGUUCCUUAAAAAUUCUUCCAUCUACGGUUCGUUCCGUAGCGAGAACGAGGCGACGCUCGAGCAGCUGUUGGUGCAGUUUUUCGAGUUUUACUCACAGUUUGACUUCAGCCAGCGCGCAAUCAGUCUCAACCUCGGCUCCACUAUACUGAAACCCGACCACAGCCCGAUGUACAUCGUGAACCCGCUGGAAACGGUGCUGAACGUGAGCAAGAACGUUAAUCUCGAGGAGACGGAACUGUUUCGGAUGCAGGUACGCAAUGCGGUGUGGCUGCUGGAAGCGCAUGGGAAGGAAACGGGCGCACCGACCGAACCGUGGGGUCUCGUGAGCCUGUUCGGACCGAAGCAGCAGGAGCGCAUUACGCCGCAGAUGUUCUUCACCAAACGGCUGCUGAAUGUGAAGGACAUCUUCGAUGAGGUGCCGGCGGACGCACCGACACAGUAUCGCAACCCGGCCGUUAAGAGCCAGGUGGCGGCCAUACAGCGUGCGACAAAGGCGGAACUGCACAAGCUGGGAGCGGGAGGUGGUGGUAGCAGUAAUCGAACGGGCGGCGUCGAACCGAGGACAUCUUCCCCGAUUGAAGGCACGGGCGUAAAGCUAAAGCGAAACACGAAACGGCGGUGAUAGGGGGGGGAGUCGUUGGGGCGAGAAGUGUUAGGUUAGUUUGCGGGGAAGUUAAUAAAAGUGAGUGACGACACACUAACGAGCUAGCGGAAAUCCAGAUGA